AUGGCUACAGUUGUGGUCCAACAACAACCCCAAGUUCGCCAGUCGACUCCUCCACCCCUCGGUCCGACCAUUUCAUUGAAUCAAGCUCGAUCCUCGACACCCAUCCCCAACAAACACAUACCUUACUGCCCACCAGGACCGGUGCCCUCACAAACGCAACUCACUCCUCCCAACUCUCCUCCUCUACGAAACGUCGCCCCCAAACCCACCUCGCUCCUGCAUCCCCCAAGCAACUACCAGAGGCUGUGCAAUUCCCCGCCGAUAUAUGGCAUCUCGGCCAAACAGCUAGCCGAAGCCCUCGAACACUACUCGCGUCAGCCCCUUCCACACCCGUCGUCAGUCUUUCCAUGGCUCCACGGGCUCCAUCCCGAUAACCAUAUUCAGUUAGCCUUCUUUGUCGCAAGGAAGAAGUCGCUGCGAAGAAUACCAAAAUGCUUGCGAGGGAUAACCAUCAUCAAGGCCGGCGGUGACCUGAGUCGCUCGAGGAUCAAAGGUGCCCUUGCCCCAGAUGAAGUCCUUAACCUGUCAGAGAGCAAUGGUCACGGCUUUGUGGAGUGUGAUCCUCGAGAGGGCUUCUCGGUGCGCAAUUUCCAUAUACAAGCGGCCAAGAUGGCACUGGUGUCCGAUGUCAUCGUGUAUGGCGACGAAGAUACAGACCACCGUAUCAUCAAGUCUGUGGCGGAGAGAACAGCCUCCGUGCAGAAGAAAUGGCGGAGGGAGCUAGAAAACACCGGCCAAUGUCCAGAAACUUUCAACACCUUCGUGUUGACGCAGUCCUUUGAGGACUUUGAGCAGUCAUAUCCGGAACUGGUGGCCGUCGACUCCCAAGGCAGAUAUCAGGACCAUAACCUUGACUUCCUCCAACAAGAAAGGCGAGAAAUGUGCGCCAUGUCCAAGGCUUCGGAAAUCUCGAAUGCUGUUUUCCAAGGCCCGUCACCAGGGCCCUACACUGACCCGCCAUCAAGCCUCGACGACCCGAGCUAUGAUCUUUAUGUCGAAGCUAGCGAUCACGCUUCACUUCCUGACGACAAACUUCUGGCUGCGAAAUUGAAACAGCUUGAAGAACGCGAGGAAGAUGACGAUCCUGUCCAUCUGACUUUCCCUAGCUCGGGAAGUAUUCUACCGCCAUCAUGGUCGCAAGUGGAGGUCGACGGCAUCCUGCGUAUGUGUCGAUGGCUAUACAACCUCACCCACACCAUGAAACCUGUCAGCAAAUGCAAAGACGAGGACGGCGACAUUCAGAUGACUGAAUUUGCACCUCGGCGCCGUCGGGUCCUGUUGCACUGUGCAGAUGGGUACACCGAAACUUCGAUGCUCGCCGUCGCGUAUUUCAUGUACGCUGAGGGUGUUCCCUUGCACGAGGCGUGGAUACGCUUGCACUGUGAGAAGCAGCGCAAUUUCUUCGCCUAUCCUUCAGAUGUCUCCCUGUUGAACGCCAUUCAAGGCCGCAUUCUGACAGAGUCUCCAAAUUUCGAUUCCUCAAAACUAGCCUCCAUAGAAGCCCCGGCCUGGCUGGCCAAACUCGACGGUAGCCUGCCAAGUCGCAUUCUCCCGUACAUGUACCUAGGGAAUCUGACCCACGCGAACAACCCCCAAAUGCUCAAGCUAUUGGGCAUCCGGCGGAUUUUGAGCGUCGGUGAGCCCGUCUCCUGGACGGAGCAGGAAGUCAACGACUGGGGACGAGAAAACCUGAUGAUGGUGGAUCGCGUGCAGGAUAACGGGAUCGAUGAGUUGGCGUUGGAGAUGGAAAGAUGUCUAGAAUUCAUUGAACGAGGAAAGCAGGAUGGCACAGCGACCCUAGUCCACUGCCGUGUUGGCGUCUCUCGCUCCGCAACCAUUUGCAUUGCCGAAGUCAUGGCAAGUCAGGGGCUGAGUUUCCCCCGUGCAUACUGCUUUGUUCGCGCCCGCCGCCUCAACGUCAUCAUCCAACCGCACCUCCGCUUCGUCUACGAAUUGAUGAAGUGGGACGAAUUGCAGCAAGAGAAACGCGGCGUGAUCGUCAAGCGGGAACUUGAGUGGGCGACCGUGGCAAGGGAGAUUGCUGCAAUGAACCGGCCUUACGCACGGUCAUGA
This is a messenger RNA of Fonsecaea multimorphosa CBS 102226, 2073 nucleotides long. RefSeq lists its product as uncharacterized. Gene Ontology annotation, biological process: nuclear DNA replication; protein dephosphorylation. The record is from RefSeq and is a predicted model, not a curated record. Bases 1 to 2073 code for a protein of 690 amino acids. NCBI's taxonomy places the organism in Eukaryota, Fungi, Ascomycota, Eurotiomycetes, Chaetothyriales, Herpotrichiellaceae. Gene Ontology annotation, molecular function: protein tyrosine/serine/threonine phosphatase activity. The transcript is spliced from 3 exons.